UCCCUUGACACACACUACUGCUCGGUUGUCUUCUCACUCUUGGUCAGUUGUCGAGCGGGAAUCUUUUUGCUUUUCCGUGAAUCAGAUCCACGAUGGGGAUGAUGUCCAUCACCUCCGCGGCCCCGGAGGCGUCCUCGCCGGCGCACUGCCGAGCCCACAAGGCCUUCCUCCUCAGCAACUACGUGCUGCUGGGCGCCGCCUCCAGCUGCAUCUUCCUCACCCUCUCCCUCCGCCUCCUCCCCUCGGCCUGCGGCUUCCUCCUCAUCCUCCUCCAGGCGCUCACCAUCGCCGCCGCGAUCGCAGGCUGCGCGGCGGCCUCCUCCGGCUCCUCCACCCGCUGGUACGGCGCCCACAUGGUCGCCACCGUCCUGGCCGCCAUCCUCCAGGGGGCCGUCGCCGUGCUGGUGUUCACGAGGACGUCGGACUUCCUGGCGGAGGGGCUCAAGUCGUACGUGAGGGAGGAGGACGGGGCGGUGAUACUGAGGAUGGUGGGGGGCCUGUGCGUGGUCAUCUUCUGCAUGGAGUGGGUGGUGAUGGCGCUGGCCUUCGUGUUGAGGUACUACGCCUAUGUGGAUGGGGGAAGCGCCAAGGUGCAGCAGGGGGAGUAUACCACCGGUACAUGGCAGCCGUUCCAGGUCUGAGACCAUAGUUGUGGCUUGAGAGCAGAGAAUUAAUUGUAUGGGUUGUUGGCAGAUGCAUUUAUGUUGCUGUAACUCCGAUUUGUUAUUUAUUCUAAUAGAUCAGUGAGAUCUGUUGAUUUGAAGAA
Molecule: messenger RNA, 766 nt
Organism: Musa acuminata AAA Group (dessert banana)
Lineage: Eukaryota; Viridiplantae; Streptophyta; Magnoliopsida; Zingiberales; Musaceae
Exons: 1
Coding region: 93-641 (182 amino acids)
Source: RefSeq, a predicted model, not a curated record